This is a messenger RNA of Asparagus officinalis (garden asparagus), 1845 nucleotides long. RefSeq lists its product as uncharacterized. Gene Ontology annotation, cellular component: plasma membrane. The coding region runs from base 229 to 1623 and encodes 464 amino acids. The transcript is spliced from 8 exons. NCBI's taxonomy places the organism in Eukaryota, Viridiplantae, Streptophyta, Magnoliopsida, Asparagales, Asparagaceae. The record is from RefSeq and is a predicted model, not a curated record.
GGGGACAAAAGCAGUUCAAUGCAGCUGUACUCCAGUAGAGAGAGAGACUCUCUCUCUCUCUAACUUCUCUCUCUAAAAAUUAAAACCAAGCCCCACACUUUUGCUUGAAUGCAUCCUCUCUGCUCCCAUUAAUGGCGCCAGCACCAAUCCCACCAUCCUUCGUCCCCCCCCAGCACUAGAUAGCUACGCUGCUCUCUCCUGCAGCGGGAGAGAACUCAAGCGGAGGUGAUGGCUGGAAAAGCUCUCCCAUUUCCCAAUCUGAGGCUUAUCAGGGCCUUCCUCUUGCUCGCAGCUUUACAAGGCCUUUGUACUUUGGAUAAGUUUGUCGUUCAUGGCUCUCCGCGGAUGCAUCUAGUGGAUUUGAAAGUUGCAGACAAGAAGGAUAAUCCACUUCUGCCAGAAAUAUCUCCAAAUAGUGCCCCUCAACCAUUAAUACCCCUUCUUGCUCCUUCACCCUUAGCACCAUUUCUGUACAACAGCAGACCAAAACUAUCAGGACAAUGUACGUUAAACUUUACUGCUGCUGACAGUUUGAUAAGGACAACUGCAGUUGAUUGUUGGACAUCUUUUGCUCCAUUUUUAGCCAAUGUAAUUUGCUGCCCCCAGUUGAGGUCCACUGUACAAAUUCUUAUAGGACAAUCAAGCAAAGAAACCGGGUUGCUUGCUUUGGGUGGCACACAUGCUAAUUAUUGCCUAUCGGAUGUUGAGCAAAUUCUAGGAAGCCAGGGUGCUAGUUAUGAACUUCAGAAAAUUUGUUCGAUCCACCCAUCAAAUCUUACUGAAGGGUCCUGCCCUGUGAAGGAUAUCAAUGAGUUCGAGAGUAAUGUUGAUUCUUCUCAACUUCUAGCUGCUUGCAAGAAGGUUGAUGCUGUUAAUGAAUGCUGUAGCCAAAUAUGUCAGAAUGCAAUACUUGAAGCUGCAACGAAGAUUUCAUUGAGGGAUGGUGGUUUACCGAGCAUGGAUAUUGCUCGUAGUUUGCCUGAGCAUUCAUCAAGGUUGGAGGACUGCAGAAAUGUUGUCCUCAGAUGGAUUUCAAGUAGGAUUGAUCCUCUAUCUGCUAAUAAAGUACUUAGAAGGAUAUCUAACUGCAAUGUGAAUGGAGCUUGUCCUUUGGUUUUUCCAGAUACAAUAGUUGUCGCAAAAGAGUGUGGAAAUGUUAUCAAGAACCAUACAGCAUGUUGUCAUUCUAUGAGCAAAUAUGUUUCUCAUUUGCAAAAGCAAAGUUUCAUAACCAACCUACAAGCAUUGGAUUGUGCUGCCAAGCUUGGGCAUCAGUUGCAGAAGAUGAAUGUCAGCACCAACAUUUAUACAUCCUGUCAUAUUACUCUAAAAGACUUUUCACUUCAAGUUGGAACUCAAGAGUCUGGAUGCCUCCUGCCAAGUUUGCCUUCAGAUGCAACUUUUGAUCCUUCUGCAGGGAUUAGUUUCACUUGUGAUCUUAAUGAUAAUAUUGCUGCCCCUUGGCCUUCUGCAUCUCUGGCACCUUCAUCUUCCUGCAAUAAGACUGUUAGGAUGCCAGCACUGCCAGCUGCAACUUCUUCACAGACUGAUGGAGAUAGAAGAGAAGUGAAACUCCAGCAGCUAAUUAUUAUGUGUUUGGCUUUUAUGAUGCUCAUCAUAUAAUUUAAAAUAAAGGUGAUUUUUGUUGGUAAUCUGGCAUGAUUCCUAUUGAUCCUUGUAAAGAAAGAAGUCCAAAAUGAGGAAAUCUAAGCGUUGUAAGUAUUAGUAAGCUCUAUAACUAUUAUGAAUUCCUUAAAGAUCAUUCUUUUUCUUUUUUUUUCUUUUUUGGUUAUCAUGAUCAAAUGUAUAUUUAAAUUGAUCAAUAAAAGCACAUAUUUCUUCAAA